UUUGGGUUUGCUCUUAACUCUUAAUUUUUGUGCAAAAUAGUUUUAGAUCUUAACUUAUUUCCCAUCAGUGAAUCUUUAAUUUUCACAAACACUAUCAACUUUUGAGCUAAACUCUCCUAUCUGUAGCCGGUACGCAUCACAUCUACCACCACGCACUGACGCACAAAUUCAAUGGAUUCCAUUGGAGACAUGUUUGAUUCUGCGCUUAAUCUAGAACAAACCAACUACGAAGAAGGUUACGAAGAUGGCUAUGCAAACGGGUUAGUAUCGGGUAAAGAAGAAGGACGCCAGGUGGGUCUGAAAACCGGGUUCGAAGUGGGGGAAGAAUUGGGUUUUUAUAGAGGCUGCAUCGACAUCUGGAAGUCCGGUAUCCGGGUCAACCCGAAUCACUUCUCGACCCGGGCACAGAAAACCAUAAGCCAGAUGGAUGAAUUGCUCAAGAAGUACCCGAUAUCCGACCCUGAAAACGAGUCCGUAUCUGAUAUUAUGAACUCGUUAAGGCUCAAGUUUAGGGCUAUUUGUGCCACGCUGAACGUUAAAUUGGAGUAUAAUGGGUACCCAAAAGCCUCUGAUGUUGAAAUUAUCGAAUUUUGAAAUUUUGGGAUAUGGAUUCUGUCCAUGUAGUUUGAAUUUUUGCCCCGAGUGAUAAAAUGUUCUUAUUUCAUUAUUAGGGUUUUCAUAUUCUGGCUGGUAUAAUGGGAUGUUGUGAAAAAAA
Molecule: messenger RNA, 715 nt
Organism: Olea europaea var. sylvestris
Lineage: Eukaryota; Viridiplantae; Streptophyta; Magnoliopsida; Lamiales; Oleaceae
Product: oral cancer-overexpressed protein 1 homolog
Exons: 1
Coding region: 172-594 (140 amino acids)
Source: RefSeq, a predicted model, not a curated record